AUGGUAAUCGUCAACGUCGCCUUCACCUCCCCGAUCAACCCUCCCGGCGCGACGCCCGCGCUCUCCCUCGCCCAAGUCUGGGCCGGGCUCGAGCGCAAGAUCCGGUUCGCGCAGGAAUUCGUGCCCGUCAUCGUCGCGACGGACGUGCUGGAGGAGACGACCGAAGGGAGCGGCGACGAGACCGUGCCCGUCGUCGUGCGCGAGGCGACGUUCAAGGAAGGGUUUCGGGAGGGGAGCCUGAAGGUGAAGGAGGUGUGCAAGUGCUAUGAGCCGUCGAGGGUCGACUUCCACCAACCCGACGGCACCACAGUCAGCAACAUCGUCAGCUUCGACAAGGACGACGCGCUGAACAUGACGUACAGCUUCGCGUGGCGAUACCCGGAGGUCAACGCGAGCGACUCGGCGGCCGUCGCGGAGCUGCGGAAGAAGCACCGCGCCGGUGCGCAGACAGCCGUCGAGUCGAGCAUCCAGGCCAUCAGGGAGAUGGUCAAGGACGGGCGCAUCAAGGAAGCUUGA
Molecule: messenger RNA, 516 nt
Organism: Diplodia corticola
Lineage: Eukaryota; Fungi; Ascomycota; Dothideomycetes; Botryosphaeriales; Botryosphaeriaceae
Exons: 2
Coding region: 1-516 (171 amino acids)
Source: RefSeq, a predicted model, not a curated record